ACAGACUGGUUUCGUAGUGGUGAUAGUCACAUCGCCUGUAACAGUCGCCUAUAAAAAUCGACGACUGCCAAAAAGCCAGUAGCGCGGACCCGCAGCGCUUUCACUUGGCGACAGUGUCUUUACCGUGAGUAUAUAGUUCAUUAUAGCAAUGCAGGAUACUUAGCAGAUAUGCAGUCCUAAUCUGGAGGUCUGGUCAUUCAACCUUGGCCAUGGCAGCCUGCAAUCGCCCAUGCCGGGGCGCUAGAGCUAGGAGAUCUUGGAUGACGACGGCGCUCGUAGCGCUGGCGGCAGCAGCAGCUUUCAUCGUUACAGCCAGCGCCAACACGAACGCUGACUGGUCUCCCGAAGAUUAUGUCAACCCAAAUGAAGAGGUGCAUGCCCUGGACACCGCUCCGGUCGUGAGAACGCGGUUGGGCGAGGUGGUGACGCGUGCCCAGUUCCCGUACUGUCGCUGUGGGCGCGGGUACGCCAACAACCCCUACGACCUGGUGCUCAGCAGCCAGAAGCAGCUGAAGGAUGGCCGCUCGGUCACGUGCUACAAGGUGGCUCAGAUCCGCACCUGCAAUGGCCUGACGCCAGGGAGCCGCGCCGAGGGGUGCUGCAAGGCCAUGCUCGGCGACUUCCACAAAAUCGAGUUCGAUGCUGACCCGACUUGCGCGGGCUCUGUGAAGGGCGUAAGCAUCAAUGGAAAGGCGGGCAAGGCGUGGGCGUGGGUGACGGACCUUGGGCCGUCCGCAGUCUUCAAGAUUGCAAACCUGCAAUGGAACGCGUCUCUGGCCGUGGGUUCCGAGAUUUGCUACACGCUGGGCGGCCCCUGCGCAUCCAUGGACCGGCUUUGCUACAACGAGGGCGGCUGCAACUUUGCCAUCUUCACUGCGGGCCUGUACUCGCAAACCGUUGGCGAGUGUUGCCUGCUGGGGUCCAUGGAACUCGGCGCCAAUGGCACAGCCGCCUCACCGUCCCCAGCUGGCACCGGCACACCCAGCGGCGUCUCUCCCACCCCGAGCCCUGGGCCAGCCUCGUCACCCGCACCCACGCCCUCACCGGUGGUUGCAAAACCCCCGCCGGUCGCCUCCAAGCCGCCCCCGCCGACGGCUAAGCCUCCGCCUCCUCCCAACAGCAGCAGCGGCUCUCUGGUCAACGUGAGCAUUACCGUGUCGCGCCGUGUGGCGGCCUCUGCGCCUCCUCCUCCAGCGACCCGUACCCGCUCCACCAAACGCGGGCUGCUGCAGACCAGCACAAAUGGCAUUUUUGAUGCUGCGUCAUGCAGUCUGCUGGCUGACGUGGUCAACCGCAGGCUGCGUGCCCUCCGCAACCCCGUGGGCUGGGACGUGCCCUACAGCUGCUCAUCCGUGUCGGCUGACCGGCUGGUUGCGGGCGGCAGCUGGCCCGCUGGCACCACCUCUGCCGAUCUGGCCUGGGUCUACACAGAGCUCCGCAGCGCCGCUCUGCUGGCGGAGCUUGCGUCAGCGCUGGGGCUGAGCUGCGAGGACAGCGUGGCAGUAGCGGACUCGCUAGGAGGCGUGCAGGUGCAGGGCGCUUGCGGCGGGAGCAGCACAGCCGGCCCCAGCCCCAGCCCGUCUGGCACCAGCGUGAGCCCGAGCAACGGUGGUGCCAGCCCCAGCCCUUCGACCGGCGGCGCUAGCCCCAGUCCCAAGCCCAGUCCCAGCCCGUCUACCGGCGGCGCUAGCCCCAGCCCUUCGAGUGGUGGUGCUAGCCCCAGCCCUUCGGCCAGCGGCGCUAGCCCCAGUCCCACGCCCAGUCCCAGUCCCUCUACCGGCGGCGCAAGCCCCAGCCCUUCGAGUGGUGGUGCUAGUCCCAGCCCUUCGACCGGCGGCGCUAGCCCCAGUCCCAAGCCCAGUCCCAGCCCUUCGACCGGCGGCGCUAGCCCCAGCCCUUCGAGUGGUGGUGCUAGCCCCAGCCCUUCGGCCGGCGGCGCUAGCCCCAGUCCCAAGCCCAGUCCCAGCCCUUCGAACGGCGGCACUAGCCCCAGUCCCACGCCCAGUCCCAGCCCUUUGGCCGGUGGCGCCAGCCCCAGUCCCACGCCCAGUCCCAGCCCCUCGACCGGCGGCACUAGCCCCAGCCCUUCGAGUGGUGGUGCUAGCCCCAGCCCUUCGACCAGCAGUGCUAGCCCCAGUCCCACGCCCAGUCCCAGCCCUUCUACCGGCGGCGCCAGCCCCAGCCCUUCUACUGGUGGUGCUAGCCCCAGCCCUUCGACUGGUGGUGCUAGCCCCAGCCCUUCGACCGGCGGCGCUAGCCCCAACCCAAGCCCUUCGGCCGGCGGCAGUAGUCCCAGCCCUUCGGCUGGCGGCGCUAGCCCCAGCCCCAGCCCUUCGACCGGCGCUAGCCCGCCUGCAAGUAGCCCUGCGCCUUCGCCACCCCUGGACGCGCCCAUUCUGCCCACUCAAGACAACUCCCCUCCACCUCCCCACGACUCCGGCUCUGGUAGUUCACCAGUACCUUCCGGAUCAUCCCCGUCACCCACCUCUGGCGGCGUACCGUCUCCUGAAGGAGCCAGCCCAUCCCCCGCCCCCGAUGGCACGGGAAGCAGCCCAUCUCCUGAUACUGGCAGCAGCCCCACGCCAGCUGGCACCGGCAGCAGCCCUUCGCCUGCCUCAGGAUCCAGCCCCGCGCCGGCUGGCACGGGCAGCAGCCCUUCGCCUGCUGGCACUGGCAGCAGCCCCGCCCCAGCUGGCGCGGGCAGCAGCCCUUCGCCUGCAGGCACUGGCAGCAGCCCCGCCCCAGCCGGCACGGGUAGCAGCCCUUCGCCUACUGGUACCGGCUCCAGCCCUGCCCCAGCUGGCACGGGUAGCAGCCCUUCGCCUACUGGUACCGGCUCCAGCCCCGCCCCAGCUGGCACGGGCAGCAGCCCUUCGCCUGCUGGCACCGGCAGCAGCCCCGCCCCAGCUGACCCGGGCAGCAGCCCUUCGCCUGCUGGCACUGGCAGCAGCCCCGCCCCUGCCGGCACGGGCAGUAGCCCUUCCCCUACCGGCACGGGCAGCAGCCCUUCGCCUGCUGGCACUGGCAGCAGCCCCACCCCAGCCGGCACAGGCAGCAGCCCCUUGCCUACUGGCAAUGGCAGCAGCCCCACCCCAGCUGGCACGGGCAGCAGCCCUUCGCCAACUGGCAAUGGCAGCAGCCCCGCCCCAGCCGGCACGGGCAGCAGCCCUUCGCCUGCUGGCACUGGCAGCAGCCCCGCCCCAGCCGGCACAGGCGGCAGCCCUUCGCCAACUGGCAACGGCAGCAGCCCCGCCCCUGCCGGCACGGGCAGCAGCCCUGAUCCAGCCGGCACUGGCAGCAGCCCCACCCCCGCCGGCACGGGCAGCAGCCCUGCGCCUACCGGCACUGGCAGCAGCCCUGCGCCAGACGGUACUGGCAGCAGCCCCGCCCCAGCCGGCACGGGCAGCAGCCCUUCGCCAACUGGCAAUGGCAGCAGCCCCGCCCCAGCCGGCACGGGCAGCAGCCCUUCCCCAGCCGGCACCGGCAGCAGCCCCGCCCCAGCCGGCACGGGCAGCAGCCCCGCCCCAGCCGGCACGGGCAGCAGCCCUUCGCCUGCUAACACCGGCAGCAGCCCCACCCCAGCCGGCACGGGCAGCAGCCCUUCGCCUACUGGUACCGGCAGCAGCCCUGCCCCAGACAGCACGGGCACCAGCCCUUCGCCUACUGACACUGGGAGCAGCCCCGCCCCAUCCGGCACUGGCAGCAGCCCUGCCCCAGACAGCACGGGCACCAGCCCUUCGCCUACUGGCACUGGCAGCAGCCCUGCCCCAGCCGGCACGGGCAGCAGCCCUUUGCCUGCUGGCAAUGGCAGCAGCCCCGCCCCCGCCGGCACGGGCAGCAGCCCUUUGCCUGCUGGCAAUGGCAGCAGCCCCGCCCCAGCUGGCAUGGGCAGCAGCCCUUCGCCUACUGGCACUGGCAGCAGCCCUGCCCCAGCCGGCACGGGCAGCAGCCCUUCGCCUACUGGUACCGGCAGCAGCCCUGCCCCAGACAGCACGGGCACCAGCCCUUCGCCUACUGACACUGGGAGCAGCCCCGCCCCAGCCGGCACGGGCAGCAGCCCUUCGCCUACCGACAACGGCUCCAGCCCUUCCCCAGCCGGCACCGGCAGCAGCCCCGCCCCAGCCGGCACGGGCAGCAGCCCUUCGCCUACUGGCACUGGCAGCAGCCCUGCCCCAGCCGGCACGGGCAGCAGCCCCUUGCCUACUGGCAAUGGCAGCAGCCCCACCCCAGCUGGCACGGGCAGCAGCCCUUCGCCAACUGGCAAUGGCAGCAGCCCCGCCCCCGCCGGCACGGGCAGCAGCCCUUUGCCUGCUGGCAAUGGCAGCAGCCCCGCCCCAGCUGGCACGGGCAGCAGUCCUUCGCCUACCGGCACGGGCAGCAGCCCCGCCCCUGCCGGCACGGGCAGCAGCCCUGAUCAAGCCGGUACUGGCAGCAGCCCCGCCCCAGCCGGCACGGGCAGCAGCCCUUCGCCUACCGGCACUGGCAGCAGCCCUGCGCCAGACGGUACUGGCAGCAGCCCCGCCCCAGCCGGCACGGGCAGCAGCCCUUCGCCUACCGGCACUGCCAGCAGCCCCGCCCCAGCCGGCACGGACAGUAGCCCUUCCCCUAACGGCACUGGCAGCAGCCCUUCGCCUACCGGCACUGGCAGCAGCCCUUCGCCAACUGGCACGGGCAGCAGCCCUUCACCUACUGGUACCGGCAGCAGCCCCGCCCCAGCCGGCACAGGCAGCAGCCCUUCGCCUGGCAGCAGCCCUUCGCCUACUGGCACUGGUAACAGCCCCGCCCCAGAUGGCACGGGUAGCAGCCCUUCGCCUGCUGGCACAGGCAGCAGCCCUUCGCCUGCCACAGGAUCCAGCCCUGUCCCAGCUGGCACUGGCAGCAGCCCAUCUCCUAGCGGCACCGGCAGUAGCCCUUCACCUUCCUCAUCAGGCUCCAGCCCAUCUCCGUCCAGCUCGGGCACCUGCGAGAUCUCGGUCUCCGUCUCCGUGUCACGGACUUCCAACACGCCCAUCGCCAGCUACAUUGACUGCUCCUCCUUUGUCGACGGCUUGCAACGCUACAUCGCCGACCUCACCGGCGCCGAUGCCCCAGUCCUGGCCUGCGACAGCGAGUCUGACCCGGGUAUCUCCCUCACCGCCAUCGGCGCCACGCCGUCCACCACCGCGGAUGCCUUGUUCUUCGCUCUGUCAGGCAACGGCUACAGCGACCUCGUGGCGCAGCUACAGCUGCCGGACACUGGCGGCUGCGUCGCGGGCAGCCAGCCCUUCCUCAGCUUCGCCAGCUCCUGCACGGAUCCCUUCCGGCCCGGCGCCUGUGCAGUCGACACGUGCGCCAUGGACGCACUGGUCAAGCACGUGCUGCCGACGUCGGGUGCCGGUGCAUCUGGCCCCACCGAUGCCGAGCUUGACUCUCAGUGCACGGCCUUGACAGGGGAAAUGAACGCACUGCUUGCGUCGGUGGCGGCGGACCUUGGCACCAGCCUGGCUCCGGAGAUAACCUUCCAGUGCACCUACUCCAUUGAGACGCUGGUCAUGGGGCUGGUGGAUGGCGCUGCGGUCGCGGACGGCACGCAGGCAGUUGUGGUGAAGGCCUCCGUGUCGCAGCUCCCUAGCGACGUGUCUGCAGCGCUGCGUGCCGCCUUCGUGACCAUCGGCUACAACUCCCUGGCCUCUAGCCUUUCCUUCCCGGCGCUGACGCCCGCUGGCGCCAGCAGCUGUAUGGCCACGCCCGCCGCCGCCCUCGCCACCGCCGCCGCGCUGGACGUCGCCGGCGCAGACACGUGCGGCGGCAGCUACGUGCCACCCGCGUGCCCCGACACCUGCACCCUCAGCGCCGUCGUGCAGCACCCGGCGCCGGGCUCUGGCGGCUCGGGCGCCAUGACUGCGGAUGACGUGGCGGCCGAGUGCGACACGCUGGUCAAGGUGAUGGACAUCUUGAUGGUGGGCGCAGCGGACGAGCUCGGCGUGGAUUCCACCGCGCUCUUCUUCGAGUGCAGCGGCGCCGCCGUCGCCACAGCCGCCGCCGGCGCGACGACGUCGGCAAGUGCCACACUGCCGUUUGCGUUGGCGGCGGCGCUGCAGGCGCAACUGUCCGAACCCCUCGGCUACAACGCGCUUGCCUCGACACUGGGCAUGGCAGAGCUGACGCCCGCGGGCUGCCUGGCGUACGGCACGGACCUCACCACCACCACCGUGGCGAGUUUUGCCACCGACUGCGCCGCGCCCUUCACCCCCAGCGUGUGCCCCCCAGCGCCGCCCUCACCCCGGCCUCCGAUGCCCCGACCCCCCUCGCCGCCGUCGCCCCGCCCACCGAAGCCGUCGCCGCCACAGCCUCCAUCGCCACGGCCGCCGAAGCCGUCGCCCCCUGCGGCGCGUCCCCCCUCUCCAGCGCCGCCGUCGCCAGCCCCGCCAUCACCGCGCCCGCCGUCACCUGCGCCGCCCUCGCCCGCUCCUCCGUCCCCCGCUCCCCCAGGGCCGCGGCCGCCCUCGCCCACUCCUCCCUCGCCCACUCCUCCCUCGCCCACUCCUCCCUUGCCGGCCCCUCCCUUGCCGGAGCCUGCUGGCACCACACCCAGCACCACACCAAGCAGUGCAUCCCCCAGCCCCUCACCCAAUCUGAGCCCCAGCGCACAGCCGAGCCCCAGCCCCGUCGCCAACACCACCACCCCCAGCCCCUCCCCGUCAACUUCCACAACCAGCCCCAGCCCCAGCCCCAGCUUUAGCCCCAGCCCUGACCAGGCGCCCAGCCCUGCACCUACCAACGGCGAUUCACUCCCGCCUUCUCCAAGCGCUUCCUCGCCCUCGCCUUCCCCUUUGCCCGCUGCCGAGUCCCCGUCGCCGUCACCAUCCACGAGCCCUUCACCCUCGCCGACCGAUGCAGGCAGCUCCCCUCCGCCCUCGGACUCAUCAGCAGGUGCCAUGCCGCCGCCCGCCCCCAGCCGUGACAUUGACAUCAACCAGCCGCCAUCCCCGGCCGCCGGCGGGUCUACACCCUCUUCCUCCCCGCCUCCCUCGCCCGGGCCUGAGAUGGCAUCUCCGUCCCCUUCACCGUCCAUCUCCCCUGACAUGGGUUCCCCCUCUCCGUCUCCAUCGUCCACUUCGUCCCCCUCUCCCUCACCUGAUGCCGGCGCUGCAUAUCCCUCUCCUCCCAGCCCCGCCCCGCCGCUUCCGUCGCCCCCCGUGCCUCCGCCUUCUCCACCCUCUCUAAGCCCACCACCCGUGCCUCCCUCGCCGCCUUCUCCACCCAGCCCCCCGCCCCAGCCUCCCUCGCCCCCCAGUCCCCCGCCCUUGCCACCGGGGCCCCCUUCGCCACCGCCAGUGCCCCCGAGCCCGCCCUCGCCUCCUCCGGCACCGCCCUCCCCGCCCAUUGCCGGCGGCGCCGUACUGCCCGUUGCCGUACCAAGCAAUGUCGUGCCAUGGUCCGACACGGGCUACGACAUGUCAGUGUACGACACUUCGGAAAACGCCACGCACUACACCGUACAGUACCUGGUGCUGGUGUCUGACUCAGCACAGCCAAUGAGCGGUUGGAGCGUGGUGGUUGACCCGUCCAUUCUGGGCACCGAUCUCGACACCUCCGCAGUCACAGGCACGCGCACUCGGGACGAUGGCACCACCGCCAGCGCCAUUGUCAUUCCCGUGACGGAUGCGGCGGUGUCCACUGUGACGGUCAUCGACCAACUUGCCCCUGGCUCAUCCGCAUUCUUCACGCUUUACUGGCCGAAAACCACCGCCGCUAACCACCGACGGCGGUUGGCGCAGACCAGCACCGAUCCCGCAACUGCCAGCCGUGGGGUCAACGUCACAAUUAUUGCGUGGAGCAACAGCACUCUGUCAACGAUUGUGCUGCCGCCUGAGGUCACGGGUCCCAACUCGCCUGCGCUUUCGGCUGGCGCUGCCUUGUGCGCCGCCGCCAGUGCCGCGGGUGUAACCACCCUGCCAACUGACACGUCGGUUAAUCUGUUGGGUGGCAGCGCCAGCAGCUGCAUCACCACCAGUCUCAGCAACAUAUUCACCUCGGCGUCCAACCACACCACCUUCAACACCACCGUCGCAACCGUCGGCAGCAACACGGCUUGCACCUCCUACCUGACAACGCUCUCACGCCCGGCGUUCGUGCGCUUGCCACUCACACCCACCGCCUCGGCGGCACUGGCAGCAGCGCUGGCCAACCGCAGCACCACUGGUGGAGCGUCUGUGCUGCCUCUGGGCGCCUUUAUUUCUGGCGGCUCUCUGGUCCUGUCGCGAUCGCUGGCCUCGACGUCUGCGAUUGCGCUACGUUUCAGUCUGCCCUCAGCGUUGGCUCCCAGCGAUGUGUGCGAGCAGGGCGUUCUGGCGGACCAGAUGCCCAACACCUGCGCGGUACAGUUGAUCUGGCGCAGCGGCUGUGCCCAGGGCAUCCUGGGCAACGCCUCGGCCUUGGCGGCUGGAGGCGGCGUCGGCCAGGUGCCGUCGGUACAGGCGCAGCCGCCCGCACCCGCCGGCAACCUGCAAGCGGAGGUCAUUGGCGACCGUGACGUUAACGCAUCGAGCAGUGACAGCAACAGCCUCACCGCCUCCCAGAUUGCGAUCGUGGUGUGCCUGGUGGUGGGCUUUGUAAUCCUAGCCAUUAUCGUGCUUGUGGUGGUGAUGCACCAUCGCCGCAAGAAGUGGACGCCCGCCAAGGGCGAGGUCAAUAGCGCCCCUGGGCCGCUCAUCCUGCGCCCCUCAGCCGGUGGCGCACGCCACGUCAUCAACAUCAACGCCAGCGCCGUGUCCGGCGGCGGUGCGCCACCCGCCACAAGCGCGGGUGGCGCCUCAGCCACCUACACGGCUGCGGGCGGCCUCGACACGCCGCGCACGCCGGCGGGGAUGGGGCGCAGCACGGGCGGUGGCAGCACGUUCGCCGUGUCUGGCGGCGGUGCGGCGGCGGCGGCGGCGGCACGGGGCCCGGGCGUGAUUGCCAUGCAGUUGGAUGGCGAGGGCGAGGACCCGAUGGCCCUGCCGCCGCCGCCGGUGCAGGCCUCCGGCCGGAGGGCGCACUUUGUGAACCCCCUGUCGGUUAUGCCGCCUGUGGUGUCUACUGAGUCCGCGACGGAGUCGGCGGCCGAGGUCGGCGCCGGUUUCGGAGCCGCUGGGUCGAUGGCUGCUGCCGGGUCAGGGGCGGCGGCAACCGAGGGCGCGGUGCCGGUGGGCGGUCUAUCAUCAGGCGGACCCAGCGGGUCUCAUACCGGUGGCGUUGGUGCUGCUAGCGUGGAUGACCAGAAGGGCGCUGUGGGCUGGGCUCAGUCCUAGGCACGCAAGGUCGUGCUGCGCGUAGAAGUGCCAAGGAAGAAGCGGUUUAGGGAAAUUCUUUAACUUAGCGGUCUAGGGGUAGCUAGUCUGGUGAGCCUGCUGCCAUACCGGCAGCAUGGCAGACCAACUUAGAGCGUGCAUAUAGUUGAUGUAUGGUGGGGCCAGGGGGAUUCUUCGUUCGGUGUAAUUCUGAAAUUAGCGUAGCGGUGCGUCUGCGAGCCCAGUUGAUUCAGCCAGGCUCUAGCUGUUCUCGCCACUGCACGCCAUGACUGGCGAUGUGAGUGUCUGCUUUGCGUGUUAUGAUCUGCUCAAGUAACAAGCUUUGCAGGAGGGAUGACGUUUGACUUUUGACCUUUUAUGUUGACGACAUGUGUGCGACACAAGCGUGCCGUAAUGUGGGUGGUGGCCGGUGCAUAUGGUGCCCUGGGCCGAUUGGCACGCCGCGUACCUAUCAGGUAGCAUGUGGCGUGCGAGUACCUGACAAGACCCUGCAUGAUAGGUGUUGACGCGCCGUACAUACAUAGCUGACGUGCUACAGGUGCGCGGGAGCACAAGAUGUGACGUGCAAAUGACGCGCGGGUUAGCAGCUGAUGCAAAGCUUUGUGAUGAGCGCAGCACGGGGCCGGGUCAGCAUCACUGAUACCGCACGUGAACCUUGGGAAGCACGCCCGUGAAUGAAAGCUCUUCCCUUUAAACACAAGC
This is a messenger RNA of Chlamydomonas reinhardtii, 9974 nucleotides long. RefSeq lists its product as uncharacterized. Lineage: Eukaryota; Viridiplantae; Chlorophyta; Chlorophyceae; Chlamydomonadales; Chlamydomonadaceae. The coding region runs from base 261 to 9272 and encodes 3003 amino acids. The record is from RefSeq and is a predicted model, not a curated record. The transcript has 10 exons.